Molecule: messenger RNA, 1668 nt
Organism: Cuscuta europaea
Lineage: Eukaryota; Viridiplantae; Streptophyta; Magnoliopsida; Solanales; Convolvulaceae
Source: the annotation of a GenBank genome assembly
GAAAAAUAUUUCACUCCAUGGCCUUAUCCCAAUCGGUCAUCGUAUUAGACCAAAUUCCGGUGUCACCACCGCCGGAAAAGAUCGCCGGAACCUCCCUUCCCCUAACAUUUUUCGACGUGGAGUGGCUGCCAUGCCCACCAAUGACUCGACUCAUAUUCUAUCACCACCCGAUGGGAAGAACCGAGUUUUUGGACUCCCUAAUUCCCCAUAUGAAAAAUUCCUUAUCCCAAAGCCUACAACAGUACAGCCCCUUAGCAGGUAGAUUGGUCGUCUCACCCGACAAGACAAACAUACCAGAAGUUUGUUACACCAAGGGUGACACUGUUCCGUUGGUUAUCGCAGAGUUCGACUCAAGGAACCCCAUCCAUUUUAACCACUUUGUGUCGAAUGAUGCAAGAAGUUCAAUGCUUUUCAAUCAACUCACCUCAAGACUACUCCCGACUUCACGAGCAUCAGAUGGGUCAUUGGCAAUCCCAUUGUUGGCGUUACAAAUAACACUAUUUCCCGAUGUCAGGAUAUGCAUAGGUGUGACUAAACACCAUGCAGUGUGCGAUGGGAGUAGCAUCUUCGGAUUCAUGAAGGCUUGGGCUUUCUUCUCUAACCGUCCCAAAGACGACGCGCCACCUCAAUUCGUACCGGAUUACGAGAGAACAUUCUUCAAAGAUCAUAAGGAGCUGACAACGAUUUAUUGGGACUAUGUGAAAAACGUCAACUUUGAGGAAACACAUAAUGCCCAUCGCCUUCCACGUACCACUGACAAGGUGAGGUCCACUUUUGUCGUGACGCGAGACGACAUUCAACGACUUAAGAAUCACAUCCUCAAGCGAGGGCGUGAUUCGUUGCAUGUUUCGACAUUUACGGUGACUUGCUCAUACACAUGGAGUUGUCUGGUGAGAUCAAGAAGGCAGACGUACAAGGAAGACGAAAAUGACGGGGAGUUGGAAGAAAUGGAGAAUUUUCUGUGCGCGGCUGAUUGCCGGGGACGUUUGGACCCUCCAUUGCCUAAAAACUACUUUGGCAACUGUGUUGUACCAUGUCUAGCUAGCAUAAGAGAAAAAGACCUUAUAGGAGAUGAAGGGGUGAGAAAGGCAGCUGAGGGGAUAGGAGAGAGCAUUCGCAGCUUAUUAUACAAUACUGAAAAGGAGGGAGUGUUGAAAGGUGCUCGUGACAGGCCUGCCGUUAUUUCCAAGUUCAACUUUGGUCGAACUUUGAGUGUAGCUGGCUCGCCCAAGUUUGACUAUUAUGGGCUGGAUUUUGGAUGGGGGAAGCCUAAGAGGCAUGAAUUUACUUCUACUGAUUUGAGCGGGGCCAUUUCUCUUGGUGCAGCCAAGGACCAUGAAGGUGGUGGACUCGAAGUGGGCGUGGUAUUGCCCGUUACACAAAUGCACUGUUUUACCAACAUAUUCUAUGAGGGUUUGAAAGCUUUGGGCGGCUAGCAAGCUAUUGAUGGAUAUAUAACAUCAUUCACCACACUUUGAUUUCUAUUUCUUCCAAGAAAUAAUAAUUAGGGUUAAUUUGUUUUGGUACUAAUAAUAAUAAUAAGUGCAUCACAUUGUACUGUAGGUCUUAUCCAUCUCAACUUAUCACGAGGUAUAUCUUUAUUUAUCAUUAGUUUGCAACAUUGGAAUUUACACACUCUUCAUGUACUUUACUUUGAUUAAGUUUUAC